Messenger RNA from Trichoderma virens Gv29-8, 1665 nucleotides. Its product is annotated as glycosyltransferase family 22 protein. NCBI's taxonomy places the organism in Eukaryota, Fungi, Ascomycota, Sordariomycetes, Hypocreales, Hypocreaceae. The transcript has 3 exons. Gene Ontology annotation, cellular component: endoplasmic reticulum membrane. Gene Ontology annotation, molecular function: alpha-1,6-mannosyltransferase activity. Bases 1 to 1665 code for a protein of 554 amino acids. Gene Ontology annotation, biological process: protein N-linked glycosylation. The record is from RefSeq and is a predicted model, not a curated record.
AUGGAUGUCACUGGAGAUGUCGGCGGCCAUCCCCUCCUCUUCGCCGUGCCGCUGCUGCACCUCCUCGCAGCGCCCUACACAAAGGUCGAGGAAUCUUUCAACCUGCAGGCCACCCAUGACAUCCUCACCUACGGCACCCCGACGCACGACGUCCACGCGCGGCUCUCGUCCACGUACGACCACUUCACGUUCCCCGGCGCCGUGCCGCGGACGUUUGUCGGGUCGGUGCUGCUCGCGGGCGUGAGCCAGCCGCUGGUUGCGCUGGCGGGGUUCCAGCAUGCGCAGUUCAUUGUGAGGGCGGUGCUGGGGUGCUUUAAUGCCGUGUGUCUGGUGGUGUUUGGGAGGGCGUUGCGAGAGGCCUUUGGGAAGGGGGCGGCGAGGUGGUGGGUGAUGUUGAGCGUGAGCCAGUUCCAUGUGGUGUUUUACUUGAGCAGGACGCUGCCCAACAUGUUUGCCUUUGGGUUGACAACCCUAGCAGCAGCCUACCUCCUCCCCCAAAACGAUCCCCAAAAAGCUCGCAUCAGCCGCCGCAGAGCAAUCGCCCUCCUCGUCUUCGCAACCGCCGUCUUCCGCUCCGAGCUCGCCAUCCUCCUCGCCGCCACGGGACUUCUCCUGCUCGUCAAUAGGCACCUCGGCCUACGCGAGUUCAUUGUCGUCUUCAUCGCCUCCUUUGUCACCUCGCUUGCCCUCUCGGUGCCUGUCGACUCGUACUUUUGGCAGAGGCCGCUGUGGCCGGAGCUCGCUGGCUUCUACUACAAUGCCGUGCUGGGGUCAUCUUCGAAUUGGGGCGUCUCGCCGUGGCACUACUACUUCACGUCUGCCCUGCCGCGGCUUCUGCUCAAUCCAUUGUGCAUCCCACUCAUCUGGUUGGCGCUCUCCCAGCCUGGAACAUCUGGUCGAGUCCGGGAUCUCAUCAUUCCAUCCAUCGUCUUCGUCGCCGUAUACUCCAUCCAGCCACACAAAGAAACCCGCUUCAUCUUCUACGCCGUGCCUCCUCUCACCGCGGCCGCAGCCGUAGGCGCCAACUUCAUCUCAUCGCGCGGAUCCAAGUCUCUCAUCUAUGGUCUCGCCACCCUGAUCCUCGCCAUCUCCGUCCUCGCCUCCUUCGCCGCCAGCACAGCCAUGCUCCUCCUCUCAUCGCUCAAUUACCCCGGCGGCGACGCCAUCUCUCAACUCUACGCCAUCACGACCAACGUCACUUCGUCCUCCCCCGAGCUGUUCGUCCACGCAGACGUCCUCACUUGCAUGACGGGGCUCACUCUCUUUGGCCAAAACCUCCACGGCUCUUCGCCAACAUCUUCGUCCCCAGUCCUGAUCUUCGACAAAACUGAGGUAGACGGAGAACUCCUUCGCCCCGAAUUCUGGUCCCAGUUUGACUACGUCCUCAUGGAAGAUCCAUCUCUCGUCAUCGGAACAUGGGACACCAUCGGUCGGAUACACAGCUACGACGGCAUCGAAAUCCUGCGACCCGGCCAGACAGCCGUGUCAGCAAAAUCAUCGCCUGAGCAAGGAGCUGAUGGCAGUAUCCUCGGCCAGGGCGCUACUAUUGCCACGGUCAGGGACAUGGUGAGGAAAUACACCGGAGGCUGGUGGAUUGGCCCCCGGAUGUCGCCCCGAAUACACAUCAUGAAACAAGUUCGAAAGGACGAUGCAGUAUCCAAGUGA